CAAAGUCCCCAAGCGCCAGGGGAAGGCUUCUUUUUUUUGGUUUGUUUGGAGGUGGUGGGAAUGGAGCUCCUUGGUGUGUGGGAUCUGGGGUACUUGGCGUGGACUAAGGCUACAGAUCUCACAAAACAUGCUCGGUCAAGGAGCGUGAUGACCGGAGAGCAGAUGGCGGCCUUUCACCCUGCAUCCACCCCCAACCCGCUGGAAAGACCCAUCAAGAUGGGCUGGCUGAAGAAGCAGAGGUCCAUCGUGAAAAACUGGCAGCAGAGGUACUUCGUGCUGAGGGCGCAGCAGCUUUACUACUACAAGGACGAGGAGGACGUAAAGCCACAGGGCUGCAUGUAUCUACCUGGAAGUACAAUCAAGGAGAUUGCCACAAAUCCAGAAGAAGCGGGGAAGUUUGUCUUCGAAGUCAUUCCAGCCUCAUGUGACCAGAGUCGUACUGGACAGGAUUCCUAUGUCCUCAUGGCCAGCUCCCAGGCGGAAAUGGAGGAGUGGGUUAAAUUCCUUAGGAGAGUCUCUGGCACGCCCUCUGGAGCCGUGUUUGGCCAGCGCCUGGAUGAGACCGUGGCUUAUGAGCAGAAGUUCGGCCCCCACCUGGUGCCCAUCCUAGUGGAGAAGUGUGCCGAGUUCAUCCUGGAGCAUGGUCUGAACGAAGAGGGCAUCUUUCGACUGCCUGGGCAGGACAACCUGGUGAAACAGCUGAGAGAUGCUUUUGAUGCGGGGGAGCGGCCCUCCUUUGAGAGAGAUACAGACGUCCACACGGUGGCCUCCCUGCUGAAGCUUUACCUCCGAGACCUCCCAGAGCCCGUGGUUCCCUGGAGCCAGUACGAUGGGUUCCUGCUCUGUGGGCAGCUCAUGAAUUCAGAUGAGGCAAAGGCCCAGCAGGAGUUGAUAAAACAGCUCUCAAUUCUUCCCCGAGACAACUAUAGCCUCCUGAGCUACAUCUGCAGGUUCCUCCAUGAAAUCCAGCUGAACUGUGGAGUUAACAAAAUGAGCGUGGACAAUCUGGCUACUGUGAUUGGUGUAAAUCUCAUCAGGUCGAAGGUCGAGGACCCUGCUGUGAUCAUGAGAGGGACUCCUCAAAUCCAAAGAGUGAUGACCAUGAUGAUCAGAGACCAUGAAGUCCUUUUCCCCAAGUCCAAGGAUGCACCUUUAUCACCCCCUGCCUCCCAAAAUGACCCCAAGAAACCUCCAGUUGCACGAAGCUCUGUGGGCUGGGAUGCCACUGAGGACCCUCCAAUUUCUAGGACAGACAGUGCCAGUGACUCAGAUGCAACGAGCCCCACCGGACAACAGCCAAACGAUGGGUGUCUAGAAGACAAAGCAUCCAGGGACAAGCUAGGAGAUUGGAAGCUGCAAUCACGAAAAAGGACUCAGACACUCCCAAACCGGAAAUGCUUCUUGACCUCCGCUUUGCAAGGUGCCAACAGCUGCAAAGCAGAGAUCUUUAAAAAUGAAUUCUGGUCAUCUUCUUUGGAGGCGAAGGCUGGGGAUGGACAUAGGAGAACGAUGUCUCAAGGUGUGCCGCAGUUUUUCGACUCCCAGCGGACUUCCACCUAUGAUAAUGUCCCCACCCAGCCCGGGUCCCCUGGGGAUGAAGCCAGUACACUCUCACCCCAGGCCUGUGACUCCAAGAGAGAUGCUCUUGCCAGCCUAAACUCUGAAACUGGGCCUGGGAGAAAAAUCUCUGGUGAAGAGGAACUUGAAUCUUUGCAGAAGAUGGUCCAGGAGCUGCGAAAGGAAAUAGAAACACAGAAGCAAAUGUAUGAGGAACAGAUUGAAAACCUCGAGAAGGAAAAUUAUGACGUGUGGGCUAAGGUGGUGAGGCUCAAUGAAGAACUGGAGAAUGAGAAGAAGAAGUCAGCAGCCUUGGAAAUCAGCCUCCGCAACGUGGAACGCUCCCGGGAGGAUGUGGAGAAGAGGAACAAGGCCUUGGAAGAGGAGGUCAAGGAGUUUGUCAGAUCGAUGAAGGAACCCAAGACUGAUGCUUGAGGAUCCCAGAAACCACAAAGACUGCCUGCAGAGAACCAGCGCGGCUGCCUUUCUUGCUGCUAACCAAUAGCCAGGAAGCAACAUCACUCCCUAAGAGGGAGAUGACAUUUGGAGGGAAAAACAUCACAUUUCCCAGUAAAUAGAUCAGUGGAGUUUGCAGGAGGAUAAGAGUAAGCGGGGACUUGUGUGGACAGCUAUGAGCCCCUGGGGCUGUAUUUGAAAGGAUUGCAUUAUUCAGCGGUGGUUUCAGCUGAGUGAGACAGCACCUUCCGCAACUGGCUGGCUGUGUCCAGUGGAGACUGACACAGGCCACAGGCAACAGGCUGCCCCCGACAGAGGCUGGACUGAAGUGUUAGCUGUGUUUCCGUUGUGGAACAACUUGCUUGGUCAGAUGCCCGAAUGGGGUGUCUCUGAGACACAGGGGCCAAAAAUAAUAUUCAGCUUUUGAGUUCUCUGCCUUGGGGGAGGGGAACUGUGUUUUGAAGGGCUGUACCUGCUGAAGCCAGGACCCCAUUCUGCCACCCCCCUGCCCCAUGAGGCACACUCUCCAGGGCUGGAAACUCAAAAUUCGUGUUAGGCAAAGACAAACCAAGCAAUAAACUGUAUUUAUGAAAGCAAAAGCCAUUAGAAAAUUGUAUUCAAAUAAAGGGAAAAAAAGAA
Messenger RNA from Cervus elaphus (red deer), 2652 nucleotides. RefSeq names its product Rho GTPase activating protein 25 (gene ARHGAP25). The transcript has 11 exons. Gene Ontology annotation, cellular component: phagocytic cup. Gene Ontology annotation, molecular function: GTPase activator activity. NCBI's taxonomy places the organism in Eukaryota, Metazoa, Chordata, Mammalia, Artiodactyla, Cervidae. The coding region runs from base 61 to 1992 and encodes 643 amino acids. Gene Ontology annotation, biological process: actin filament organization; activation of GTPase activity; signal transduction. The record is from RefSeq and is a predicted model, not a curated record.